Molecule: messenger RNA, 10436 nt
Organism: Loxodonta africana (African savanna elephant)
Lineage: Eukaryota; Metazoa; Chordata; Mammalia; Proboscidea; Elephantidae
Gene: PCNT
Product: pericentrin
Exons: 48
Coding region: 120-10016 (3298 amino acids)
Biological process (GO): signal transduction
Molecular function (GO): molecular adaptor activity
Source: RefSeq, a predicted model, not a curated record
ACAGUUGUCGUGGGGGGAGGGCGAGCGCAGGCAAGGGGGAGGGAGUGUAAAUAGAGUGGCCGCGGCGCCGCGUCGGCCCCGCCACCUCCCGGGCGGCCUGCGAGGAGCCCCGCAGGGAGAUGGAAGAAAAUGAGCAGGAGCAGCGGCGGAGAAAGGUGGAGGCCGGGAGAGCAAAGCUUGCUCACUUCCAACAGAGAAAAGCAAAAGGUGACGGUACGCAUUCGAAGAAAAAGACGGCGAAGAGGAAGGGCUCGACUGUCGAUGCGCCUGUCCCGGAGGAGAGUCCGGUAGCCGCUGGGGACGGCGGUCUCCUCAGAGAAAGGGAGGCUGGGAAAGGAACAUUGAGCAGUGACACUCCUGAAAAGAUAGAAGGGGCACUUGUGGCUCAGGCGUGUGAGCAAGGGCAUGAGCUGGAGGUUGCCGCCCCGACGCGUCAGAACGAGGAUGAAACUGCACGGCUGCGGGCUGAGCUCCAGCAGGUGGCUGCGACCCAUGAGGCGGAGAUGCAGCAGAUGCAGCUCCAGACCCAGUCAGUGCACGCCCUCGAGCUGGAAGCACUGCGCCUGAGCCUGAGCAACAUGCACACGGCACAGCUGGAGCUCACGCAGGCCAACCUGCAGAAGGAGAAGGAGGCAGCGCUGACGGAGCUGCGUGAGAUGCUCAAUGGGCUGCGCGCCCAGGAGCUGGCCCUGGUGCAGAGCCGGCAGCAGAGCGAGUUGGCGCGCAUCCGGGAGCAGCAUGAACGCGAGAGGGAGGUGCUGGCGCUCCAGUGCGGGCAGGAGGCAGCUGAGCUGAAGGAGAAGCUAGAAUCAGAAGUGGAGAAAAACGUCCAGAUAAUUGAGACCCUGAAGCGAGACUGGGAGUCGGAGAGAGAAUUAUGCUUAGAAAAUCUACGCAAAGAAUUAUCUGAAAAGCACCAGUCAGAAUUGGAGAAUUUACGGAACCAGUUUAAGAGGGAACUGGCAGAGCAGAAAGCUGAGUUGGAGAAGAUUUUUCAAGCCAAAAAUCAGGCUGAAUGUGCCCUCAAGGACCUGGAGACUCAGCACGAGGCAGCCCUCCAGCACUUACGGGAGGAGUUACAGUCUCAGCAUUGCCAGCACUUAGAAGAUCUGGAGCUGAAAUGCACAGAAAAGGAAAAAGAAAAACAGCUCGAGUUAGAGCAUCUUCAGGCAUCGUACGAAGAGUUGAAGGCUCAGUCACAAGAGGAGAUCAAGCGCCUAUGGUCCCAGCUCGAUUCUCUGAGAGCCAGCAGGCAGGGAGGGCAGGAGUUAGACCAGCAACUCCUGGCUCCAGUGUCUCGCCUGGAAGAAUUAGAACAGCUGAAGCGAGACUUUGAGCAACGGCAGCAGAGAGAGAAAACCGAACACGAGGCCGAUCUGGAGCAGUUGAGGAUUUAUUUUGAAAAGAAAUUAAGGGAUGCGGAAAAAAACUACCAGGAAGAUCUCACCUUGCUACAGCAACGGCUGCAGGAGGUGAAGGAAGAUUCUUUUCUAGAAUAUGCAGAAAUCAGCCCGUCCAGUACGUUUUUAGAAGAGACAGCUGAGAAGGAAAGGAAAGAACACCUUGACCAACUUAAGCUUCAACUUGAGCAACACGAGGAGAGCUUGAUGUGUCUGCAGGCAGAGCUGGAAGAAAAGCACAGGCGGGAGUUGGAAGUGCUGAAGUCCUCUCUUGAAAUUCAGCAUGAGGAGGAGGUGAUGAAGGUCAAGAUGGACCUCGUGGACAAGCACUUUGCUGAGACCCAGGUGUGGAAGAGGGAGCAGUGCCUGGAGCUUGAACGGCUCCGGGCCACACUCUCAGGAGAGCAUGUCCAAGAGCUCACACAGAUGCGUCUCCAGCAUGCGCAGGAUGUGGCCUCAGAGGUGGAAACAGAGGUGGCGGCGAGAGUCCUGGGCUUGGAAAACGAGUACAAAGUUAAGCUCUCACUUCUUCAGACUGAACUAAAGGAAGAAAUGGAACUUUUAAAAAUAGAAAAUAGAAAUUUACAUGAGAAGUUGCAGCAUGAAAUCCAUCUGAGAGAGGAUGCAGAGAAAGCAAAAUGUAAUUUAGUUGAAGACCACCAGGAAGAAGUAAGGAAAACUAAAGAGAAGGUUCAGCUAAUGAGACAAGAAUUGAAGGAAAAAGAAGAAGAGUGGAAAGUUACGAGAGAGGACCUAAAGAGAAAAGCUGAAGAGAAAUUAACACUCAUGCUCCUUGAACUGAGAGAAAAAACUGAGUCUGAGAAACAGGCGAUAAUAGAUAAGUUUGAGCUUCGAGAAACUGAAAUGAGGCAGCUUCAGGGUGAGCAGGCCACCCAGAUCCUAGAGCUGGCGAGGUCUCUGGCGGAACAGCAGAGCCGCCUGCAGCAGCUGGAACUUGGCGUGGCCGGGGAUGAGCCUCCGAGGUGCAGCCAGUGUGGCCCUGCGGCUGAGGCCUGGGAACGUACCACGCUGCGCCUGAAGGAGGACUGUGCCCUUCAGUUGAUGCUGGCCCAGAACAGGUUUUUGGAAGAACGUAAGCAGAUGAUGGAGAAGUUUGCUGUGGAGCACGACACCACCCUGCAGGUGCUCCAGGAGAAACACAUGGGUGAGCUCCAGCUCCUCCAAGACAGUCACCGGCAGCGCAUUGUGUCCCUGACAGCCGAGCUGCAGGCUGAGCACCAGGCCGAGAUGGGCGCGCUGAAGGUUGCGCUGGAGAGUGAGCAGCGGGCACUUUUGGAGACCCAUGUGGCCGAGCUGCAGACCAGACAGACUGCAGAACUCAGUGCCCUGGAGGUGAAGCAUCUGUCAAACCUGGACUCCUUGGAAUCCUGCUACCUGUCUGCGAUCCAGAUCCUACGGGAUGAGCACAGGCAGGCUCUGAAACAGCUGAGCACGGACCUUGAGGAGCAGCUUCGGAAAAAGGAUUCUUUUCACCAGAUAGUUCUGACCCAGGAGCUAGAGAAGCUUAAACUGAAGCACGAUGAAGAGCUUCAGGGCGCAAAGGACAGUCUGAGGAUUGAAAUGAGCACAAAGCAUGUUGAGAACCUCAAAGCCAUGGCUGCUGAGCUUCAGCGAGCACAUCAGGAGGAGCUGGCUGCAGCUCUACAUGCUCAGCGGCGCCUGCUGGAGAAAGAGAAGAGCUCGGCCCUGGACAGGGUGGGCGCUGAGGUCGUGCUCGUGGAGCAGCAGCACCAGACCGCCCUGCGGGAGCCUAGAGACAUGCACGUGGCUGAGGUGCAGCUGCCGCAGGAGGAGGCUGUGCAGAAUGAACUUGAAAGUGGAAAGAAGGCUGCUUUGCAAGAAAAGGAGGAGGUACAUAAACGUAAGCCUGAGCAAGCACAGCCUCCUUACCAGAAGGAGGAAGCGUCCCUGUCUCUGCAGCUCCAGGAGAAGGAGCACCACAUUCAGCAGCUGAAAGACCAAAUUACAUCCUUAAGUAAUGAGAUUGAAGAGUGUCAUUCUGAACUUGAGAAACUACAGCAAAGACGGGAACGAGAAAACCAGGAAGGAACGAAUCUCAUAUCUAUGUUGAAGUCCGAUAUUGAUUUAUCUCACAGUGAAAGGAACGCACUCCAGGAUGCCCUCAGAAGGCUGCUGAGCUUGUUUGGAGAGACGGUGAGGGCUGCGGUUGCCAUCAAGAGUCAGAUCAGUGAGCGUGUGGGGCUGUGUCUGGACGAUGUGGGGGCCACUGGUACAGAGAGCCCGCCCAAAGUGUGGCCAAGCGUGGAGGCCCUGUGUGCAGGUGAGCACACAGGUGAGCAUGCAGCCCCCACACUGGAUGAGGCCCUGCCUGGGUUCAGCAUAGCUCCACUAGAGCCUGACGGGACGCUGCUUGAGUCUGCGGAGGUAUCUGUUGUGGCUGAGAUCAGCAGUCAUGUGUGCGAGAGCUUCUUUAUGAGCCCAGAGGCCACACUGGAGUAUGAGCAGCCGAUCAGGAAGGUCUACCAGAGCCUCAGAGUGGCUGUGAACAGUCUCCUGGAGAUGGCCCUGGACUCCAGCAGACAGCUGGAGGAAGCACACCAAAUUCACGCUCGUUUUGAGAAAGAAUUUAAUUAUAAAAAUGAGGAGACUGCACAGGUCAUUAGACAGCAGAAGGAGCUACUGGACUGCCUCAGUGAGGAGAGCUCUGCGACGGCCGCGCUCACCCGGGAGCUCCACCAGGCCCACGGCCUCAUCGAGGGGUUCAAAGAAGAGAGGGCAGACCUGCAGGUGGCGCUGGACCAGAAGGAGCAGUCAGAGCAGUGCCUGGUCUUAGAGCUGGAGCACCUGAGCCAGCAGCUCCAGGCGGCCACCCAGGAGCAGGCACAGCUAAAGGAGGAGUGUGCUGCCCUGCAGAGCCAGAAGGAGGUGCUGGCUGCCGGCGCACAGGAGAGAGAAGCUGGUCUCCGGAAGGAGGUGGAGUGUCUCAUGAAGGAGCAGUUGGAGACUAGGAAGCAGUCUGAGAAGGACCGCGCUGCUCUGCUGUCCCAGCUGCAGGUGCUGGAGUCUGAGCUCGAGGAGCAGGUGUCCCGGCACCAGGCAUGCGCCCAGUACGCAGACGAGGUCGUCGCCCUGAAGCAACAGAUGGCUUCUCUAGACAAGCACCUGCGCAGCCAGAGGCAGUUCAUGGACGAGCAGGCUGCGGAGCGGGAACAUGAGCGUGAUGAGUUCCAGCAGGAGAUCCAGAGGCUGGAGGAGCAGCUGCGGCGGGCGGCCCGGCCCCAGGCCACGGGUGCGCGGGACAGCCAUAGCAUGCAGCCGAGUGAAGAGGUUGAAUUGUUACAGGAAAAGUUAAGGGAGAAGUCCGAUGGGUUUAACGAGUUGGCUGUGAAGAAGGAGCUGGCUGACAGACGGCUGGCGGUGCAGCAGGAGGAGAUCCAGAGCCUGGAGGUGGCAGUUGCCGAGGCUGGCAGGAGGGCGGCCCAGCUCCAGGAAGAGCUGGAGAUGCAGAGAAGGAUUGGGGAAGAGUUACAGCAGGAUAAAGAAGCAUUACAGAAACAGCAGAUGAAUCACUUGAUUCUGGUGUCUGCAUUGCAGACUGAACUAGAAGAAGCCAAAUGCCGGGUGCCUCCUGUGGGCAGCCCUGCUGGGGCCGCAGAAGCACAGCCAGAGGCAGUACUACAGGCACUCCCUCAGCACGUGAGAGAGGUUUUGGACUUGAAAGAACAGCUAGAAGAACUUAAAGAUGAUUUAGCAAGUAAAAAUGAGGAAAUACUACAUCUGACCUUAAAACUAGAUGUGCAGGCCCGUCACGCUGCUGCCAGCCUCAGGGAGCUUCAGGAGGAGAAUGCCCACCUGAAGGCAUUUCUGCAAAACAAAGAAGAGGAAAUCAGGUCUGUGAAGGAGCAGCUGGAGGCGCAGCCCGGUGGGCCGAGAGAAUCUGUGGCCUGUGAGGCUAUGGGUAACAGAAGUCCUGAAGUGGAGGAGCUGAAAUCCAUUAUUGGAAACCUGCAGGAGAACCAAGCUCGGUUGCAGAAGGAGAAGGCAGAGGAAAUUGAGCAGCUCCACGAGGUCAUUGAGAAACUGCAGAAGGAGCUGUCUCCGGGGGUACCUGUGGGCCCUGAAAUCAGCGACAGUCCAGCUGAAAGUCUUCGGACUGAGCUGGAGCGAGGGCUGCUGGGUGUCCACGAGGUGGCGGCCGAGGAUGUAGCAGAGUCGGGCCCCCACGUGCAGGCACUGCAGGCAGAACUGGAGAUGGCGCUGGCGGGCAGGGCAGCCCUGGGCCAGCUGCUGGAGGAGCGGGAGCAGGAGCACCGCCAGGCCCUGGAGGCGCUGGGGCAGAGCCUACGGGCCACCGAGGAAGCCGCCACCCGCCAGCUGGCCGGGCUGAGGCACAGUGUGGCCCUCAAGGAAUCAGCACUGGAGGCACUGGCCUCCCGCCUGGCGGAGUUCGAGGAUACCUUGAGAGAAAAGGAAGCGUUGAUUUCAGAGAAAGAUUUAGAAAUCAGUGCAUUGAGCAAGCAGAGAGCAGCCCGCCUUGCUGAGCUGGAGGCCAUACUGGUGGCUGUGUCUGGGUUCCGGUGCACCCUGGAGCGGCAACCCAUGGCUGAGGCCGUGGAGCCCCCGGAGCUGCAGGUGUUGCGGGCGCAGUGCACACGUCUCAACCACCAGCUGCAGACCAUGAGCCAACAGUUCUUGCUGUGCCAGCGGGAGCUGGAUCGGCACCAGGCCCGCAGGGAGGGCAGUGCCGGGUGUGGGGUACCCACUGGCGCAGCGGCCGUCGAGACUGUGCCUCGUGAUGAUUUGGAUCAGGACGCAGGCAGUGGGCUGGUGCGCGCAGUGCCCCAAGGCCAGGACCCUCAGAGCCUCAUGAAGGACCAUCGGCAGCCAGCCCCUGGCUGUGAGGCUCCAGGAGGUGCGGGUCUGCUAGAACAACAGAACAUGAUGUCGGUGCUGGCUGCCUGCCAGAAGCAGCUGGCUUCUGAGCUCCUCCUGGUGAGGGACGAGGUACGCCUGAGCAGAGAGAACGGCUGUGGUCGGCUGCGACGGGACAAGCGUCAGGAAAAACCGCUGAAAGAUGGUUGGCUGCAGAAAGUAGACCUGUUAACUCAGGUGAAACAACUUCAGGAGAGAUUGGCUCGUCUGGUCCAUUCUGUGACUACCCAGGACACGGGCCUGGAAGGUUCCACGCACUCACAGCCAUUGGCACGCGUGACGCCUGCUCUAGAAAAUAGCUUGAGCAGUGUUUCCUGCAGCAGUGAGUCGACUGACAGAUUGACCCCUGCUGACACGUCUAAUACCCAGGAAACCACAUGGGGUGUCACGGAAGUUAACGAGCACCUGGAUGUUUUGACAGGAACCAGAACAUCAAACGUUCCAAUUCGAGAAAAAAUGGAACCACAAGGCUCACCAUUCUCUUUAAAAACUGGUUUGCAGAGCAGCUCUGAGGGUGUGGAGCCUGUCAGGACCCCAGCACGGGCAAUGGACCUGUCCUGGGGCUCCCCUGAGGUCGUCAGAAGGGACUCAAGCUUGGAGCCCCCACUGAACCUACCUCUGACACCCUGCUCAGAUGCCACAGGCUUGGGCAGCCCAGGUUGCUCACUGCUCCAGGCGGAUGACUCCGGCCUCCUUUGUUACCCGGUGCCCACAGCCAAGGGGAGGGCCUUGCCCUGGGUUGGGUAUCCUCUUGCUGUGGACACGCCUCUCUCCACUGACCACCACCAUGUAGAGAGGACGACUGCGGAGAAAGAUGUCGAAGACUUUAUUAUAACGCCUUUUGAUUCUCAAGAAAAUUUAAGAUCAUCUCCUCUUGGAGAUGGAAAAAGCGAUGGAAGUGAAAAAAGUGACGGCUCAGGUUUUGGAGAGAUUCUAAACGAAGGUUCAGAAAGAAUUGAAGCUCCACCUGCUAGUCCUGCGGCUCCUCUUCAGAAGUCUGGAAAGUGUCAGUCGCCACCAGUAGCAAUGAAGGAGAGGGAAGUCCAUGCAAAGCAAGUGCAGGCGCUGCUGAAGAUGGUGUGUGAUGAGAGCCACCACAUCCUGGCCUUGUCUGAGUACCGGCGCAGCGCCAGCACAUUGGAAAGGGGUGAACCAUGUGCCCCGCUGGAGCAUGUCCCAGGGGAGGGGCCAGGCCUGAUGGAGGCAGCGCCGGCCCUCAGAGGACCCCAGAAAGGAGAAAAGGAACUUUCUGACGUGUGUGUGGACUGGAGGGGAGUAUUCCUGCGGGCUGUACAGGAUGCGUUCGAGAAGGAACGGCAUGCCCUGGGCGUUGAGCUACAGUCCAGGCUGGGCUGGUGUGAGCCGGGGGACGGCAGCUACCUGCUGGAGCGGCUGGAGAGGGUUGUCCAGGAGCAGGGUGCCCUGCAGGAGCCGUCUGCGGAGUCACUCUGCCUGUCUGACCGGAGCAGCCUGCUGUCUGAGAUCCAGGCCCUGCGUGCCCAGCUGCGCAUGACACACCUGCAGAACCAGGAGAAGCUGCAGCAGCUCUGUGCGGCGCUCACCAGUGCAGAGGCCCGCGGGAGCCGCCAGGAGCACCAGCUGCGAAGGCAGGUUGAAUUACUGGCGUAUAAGGUUGAGCAGGAGAAAUGCAUAGCCAGUGACUUACAGAAAACGUUGAGCGAAGAGCAGGAGAAAGCAACAAGCGUUCGGAAGCUGCUUGUGUUGGAGCAGAAUGCCGUCAAGGAUCUGAAAUCCGAGCUCUGCGAGUGUAAGCAGGAAAAUGAAAGGCUGCUCAAGUCCCUGAAUGACGUGCAGAAGGAGGUCCUCCAGCUGAGGUCCGUGCUGGACAGUAAGGAGAAGGACCUGGAGGCGACGCUGGAGGAGCUGGAGGCUGAGCAUGAGAAGGAGCGCGCCCUGCAGAGCCAGCUGGAGGAGGAGCAGCUCCAGCAUCUGCAGAGGGAGGGCCAGAGCUCGCGGGCCCUGGAGGAGUUGCGAGCAUCUUUGGAGAAGCAGUGUGCUCAGAAUAACAGACUAUGUGUGGCAUUGAAACACGAGCAGACGGCGAAGGAGAACCUCCAGAAGGAGCUGCAGAUUGAGUGUUCGCGCUGUGAGGCACUGCUGGGGCAAGAGCGCAGCAAGCUCGCCGAGCUGCAGAAGAGCAUGCAGGCGGAGCAGGGCCGCUCCCGGGAGCUUUCGGAGGCCCUGGCCCACGAGCGCCUGCUGACGGAGCAGCUGAGCCAGAGGGUGCAGGAGGCCUCGCUGCCCCAAGCCCUGCUGCAGAAACUGGGGAUGGAGCAGGCCCGUGUGGCAGAGCUGCAGGUGUUGCUGGAGCGUGUGCAGCAGCAGGCUGUGUGCGCCCAGCAGAGGUUGGAGGCUGAGGUGCAGAUGCGCAGCGAGGAGAUCAAGCGAGAGAGGGAGCGGGAACUAGAAUUGCAGCGUCAGCGUGAUGAGCAUAAAAUUGAGCAGCUUCAGCGGACGGUGAGGGACCUGCAGUCAAGGGAAGACUUGCGUCCUGGUGGUGGCCUCUGUGCCAGUUCGCCCCGCAGUGCUGGCCACACAGAGCUGUGCUUCCCGCUGGAGCUUAGCCGCCUCAGAGAACAGCAGGAGCAGCUGGAGAAGGUACGGCAGCAGCUGCUCUGUGCUACCGGGCUCCUGACCAGCUUCAUCCACCAGACCGUGAACAGAACAAUUAACGAUUGGACAUCAUCGAAUGAGAAAGCAGUGGCCUCGUUGCUGCAGACGCUGGAGGAACUGAAAUCUGACCUGAGCACGUCCACCUCCUCUCAGAAAAAUACGGCACCACAGCUACAAAUCCAGCUCGUGGACGUCUUGCUCAAAGAUAAUGAUUCCCUCAGAAAGGUGCUCAGCACAGUGACCCAGGAGAAAGCAGAGCUGUGCAAGGCUGUGUCCAAGCUGGAAAAGACUCUGAAGCACCACGUGCAGAAAGGCUGUGCCCUGAGUAGGCCGGGCCGAGCUGCGUGGAAGCAUGAAAAGAUGGUUCUGCAGGGCUCACCGAGACACACGGACCCAGGACCCUGUGUGCCAGCCGUGAGUGAGGAAGCUACCACCUGCAGCAUCAAGAUGGAAAAAUUGUACCUGCAUUAUUUGAGAGCAGAGAGCUUUCGAAAAGCCUUGAUUUAUCAGAAGAAGUAUCUCUUGCUGCUGAUUGGUGGAUUCCAGGAUUCUGAGCAAGAAACCCUGUCAAUGAUAGCUCAUUUGGGAGUAUUUCCUUCCAAAGCUGAUAAGAAAGCCACUGCUUCUCGUCCUUUUACCAAGUUCCGGACUGCUGUCAGGGUGGUUGUUGCAAUCUUAAGAUUACGUUUUUUGGUUAGGAAAUGGCAAGAAGUGGAUCGAAAAGGAACUCUACUACAAGGCAGAGCCCUCCGCCCAGAAGCACCACUGUCCCAGUGGCAGCCUCCUCUGCCCGAAACCAGAGGGUCUCCCCCAACCCGGGAUGCUUCGUCCAGCCUCAUCAGGGACCUUGCCUGUGGAGCCGGGCCCACACCAACAGCACCACCACGCAGGAGGGAAAGAUCCACUCCAUCUCCAAAUUCAAGAUCGGAAAGGUCCCUGGAUGCUUCUCAAGAUCCAGAACAGUCCUUAACAGAAUAUAUUCACCAUUUAGAAGUGAUCCAGCAAAGACUAGGGGGGAUACCACCAGAGUCUACUUCAAAAAAAUCCAGCCGCCAGAAGAUAAAAUAACGAAUAAAAUCUUUGGGAUCGUACCUGUGACAGUUCUAUUUGAGGAAAAGAUUUGUUUUUUUUCCCUAAAGAAUGCUUGUGAUGUGACAUGGGAUACAUGUUCCAGGCAUCAGCACUCCCUCGAGCGCGUUCAUUAGGUGUUCAGACCUGUACGCUACAAAACCAAACGGAGUAUUCCUGUUGUGGUUUCAGUACGUCUCGCUCCUCGCCUUCAGGAGGUAACGUGCGCUCACAAACAGCAGGCACAGGCGCGGUUCGUGUGUGUUGGCAGUACGACACCUGCCAGCCUCCGAGGAGGGUAAGCUGGGAUGGCUUCCGCUGGUUUAUUUUCCUAAGCUGUACAGUUGGAAACUUUGAUUUAAACAGAAAACAUGAAAAACCAAGGGGGGGAUAAAAUUAAAGCACUGUUUUAUUUAUGAC